GGGGUUCCGGUGUUCUUUAUAUAAUUUCGGGGUCGCCUGAUAAGACUUUCUUCAUCGCCACGUAGAAAUAACGGCGGUCACACAAUGAAGGGGCUGUGGACAGCGCUGAUCUGCCUACACUCGGCGUUUUUAUCAGGUGUCCUCGGAGACUACACAGACCCUCGCUGCCAGGGGAAACAAGUGAUUGUCCAUCUGUUUGAAUGGAAAUGGACCGAUAUUGCCAACGAGUGUGAGAGAUUCCUCGGAAAGAAAGGAUUCUGUGGCGUGCAGGUGUCGCCUCCAAAUGAGCAUGUCAUGGUCGCAAAUCGUCCGUGGUGGGAGAGAUACCAACCGGUCAGCUACAAACUUCACAGCCGGGGAGGGACGGAGGCCGAGUUCAGGGACAUGGUCACCAGGUGUAAAAAUGUAGGAGUCAGAGUGUACGUAGACUCUGUGAUAAAUCACAUGGCAGGACUGGGAAGGUCAGGAAAAGGUUCGGGAGGAACCGCCUUCAACUCCGACAAUUACGAUUUCCCUGGGGUACCGUUUAGACGGGAACAUUUCAAUUCCCGGGACAAGUGUCCAUCUCACGACGGAAACGUCAAUAAUUACGGAGAUCCUAACAAUGUCCGAAACUGUUUUCUUGUGGGACUCACAGACCUGGAUCAAAGUCAGGAAUACGUCCGAAAUAAAAUAGCCGAAUACUUUAAUUACUGCAUAGACAUUGGAGUGGCGGGUUUCAGACUCGACGCGUCAAAGCACAUGUGGCCUGGUGAUCUCAAGGCCAUUGAAGACAGCGUCAAGGAUCUUCCAGAAGGAGGCAGACCUUUCUUUUAUCACGAAGUCAUCGAUCAAAACGACGGAGCCGUCAAGGUUAACGAAUACACAGCAUUAGGUCGCGUGACUGAAUUCAGGUAUUGUCAAAAAAUUGCGGAGGGAAUACGGAAUUUUGGAAUGCUACAUGGAGUGUAUGAUCCUGGUUGGGGAAUGACUGACAGUGCGCACGCAUUUGUCUUCGUCGAUAACCAUGACAACCAAAGAGGACAUGGCGGCGGCGGGAAUCUCAUCACACACAAAACACCACGUGAUUACAAAAUGGCGGUGGCGUUUACACUGGCAUACAAUUAUGGAUUUACACGCGUCAUGAGCAGUUAUUAUUUCCACAGCACUGACGAAGGACCGCCACAUAACUCCGACUAUUCAGCGAAGGAUGUCACCAUUAAUGCCGAUGGGUCAUGUGGCAAUGGAUGGGUGUGUGAACAUCGAUGGAACCCAAUAGCAAACAUGGUGGCUUUCAGAAACGCCGUGGCAGGAACAGAUGUCAAUCACUGGAAGAAUGAGAAUGAAGAGGUUUCAUUUGCUCGAGGUCAGAAAGGUUUCUUUGCUAUGGCAAAAAGUGGACACAUGGACCGUACUUUGCAGACCGGACUUCCUGCUGGUGAAUACUGCGAACUAGUUUCAGAUUGCAAGAAAAAAAUCACAGUGGAUGGAAGUGGUAACGCCCACGUUGUGAUCGACAACAGCGCAGAACCAAUCAUUGCCUUCAUUGUUGGAGGUCCAAGUGGGCCUGUAAUAUCCCACGGAAGUGGAGUAAUCGAGACAGGUGGCCAUCAUGUGACGUCAGCACCAGUUACUUCUGGACCAACUGUUGGUCCCGCUCCCGAAGGAUGGGCACGAACUGUCAUUAUGAUCGAGAGACAAACGAGUCCUGGACAGGAUCUAUUUAUUCGUGGAGGAAUCGACCAUAAUCAUAGACAAGGAUGUACAAAUGACGCUUCGACCAGUGCAUGCGCAAUUGCAAUCAAAAGUCAUUUGGGAAGUGGUUCACACUACGCCCCCUACAAUGCGUGGAGCACAGGCGACCACCAUCUUGAUUGGUAUGGAAUGGAGGCUGGUCAGCACAGUUACCAUGGCAAAUCUCCAUCCGGGACUCCAGCUGUCUGGACAACAAACGUCCAGGGAACCGCGGAGUAUAAUUCCCUCAACACGUAUGGCCAGCAUUACUGGCUGGUUGACGUACAGAUGGACUGUUCCCAGACAGAAGGUGGGUGGUUUGAAUUUAAAGCCGUUGUGAAUGACCAAUGGGAGGCAAACAUACAUGGACAAACAUGCGGAACCCCUCCGUACUCAUCCUCGAAUCACUGGGCUAAGUGUGGAUAUAAAAAUGUCUUCCAUUUUAACAGCGGCCAGUGUGAAAUCCAUGAUCUCAGCUAGAGCCGCCAUGAGGAAUGUUUCAGUGUUUUACGUUUGAGAUUAAUACUGCUACAUAUGUACUCAUUAAAACGGUUUUCUGUGGA
Ostrea edulis (European flat oyster) is the source of this 2276-nucleotide messenger RNA. Its product is annotated as alpha-amylase-like. NCBI's taxonomy places the organism in Eukaryota, Metazoa, Mollusca, Bivalvia, Ostreida, Ostreidae. The transcript has 7 exons. Gene Ontology annotation, molecular function: cation binding; alpha-amylase activity. The record is from RefSeq and is a predicted model, not a curated record. Gene Ontology annotation, biological process: carbohydrate metabolic process. The coding region runs from base 85 to 2193 and encodes 702 amino acids.